AAAGCGGUACUAAUCCUUCGUGUGAUACGGAUUCUAUGCCUCCGUUUAUACAACCAUGAUUCGUACUGUAUUAGUUUUUUGGGCUGCUACGAGACGCAAUCUCAUACAAUCUCUGAACUCUGUUCCCAUCAUAAACGCCAUCAUAAACCCUACGGUUUAUGGGACGGAGGACGGAGAGAUCUAGCAGAAAAGCAGCAAAGGAGAGCAGUAGGUCCCACCUGCCAACAGAGAUUCCUGACUCCUCCAACCAGGGCAACAAGCUUGCAGCAACCAGCAAAUGCCAAGCAUGGCUCAGACAGACGAUGCCAUAGAGAUUGCAGCCCUCGGCCGCCCCUUCCAGCUGGGGAUGCUGUACGACUGCCGCAAGGAUGCCCCCUCGUCCCAGGCGUCACCCUUUGGGACUACAGCUCCCUUCAGAAGGACCUGACCACCAGGCCUCAGCCCAAUACAGAAACUAAAAUCAUUGCAUCUGACAAUAUUGAUGACAAGGCCUCUGCCCUGGACAUCUCAGGAUCCCUCAAGGGCAGCUUCCUGGGGGGGCUGGUUGAUGUGAGAGGAUCAGCCAAGUAUCUUUACAACACCAAGAAGUCCAAGCAACAGGCUAGAGUCACCGUCCAGUACAAAACCACCACCAGGUACGAACAGCUGACCAUGAGCCACCUGGGAAUCCAGAAUAUCUCCCACCCAGCAGUCUUUGAGCAUGGCACGGCCACCCACGUGGUCACCGCCAUCCUCUACGGAGCCCAGGCUUUCUUCGUGUUUGACCGAGAUGAUUCCUCAACAGAAAUGGUAAAAAAUAUAGAAGGAAAUCUCCACGUCACAAUCAGGAAGAUGAUAUCCGUUACAGGACAAGGAGAUAUGAAGCUAAACGAGGAGGAGAAAGAGAGUGCACUGAAGUUCAGUUGCACGUUCCAUGGAGACUUUUCUCUGGAGAAAAAUCCAGUGACCUUCCAAGAUGCCAUGACAAUUUAUGAGACUCUGCCAAAAAUGUUAGGGAAAGAUGGGGAGAAGGCUGUUCCUGUGUGGGUCUCGCUCUACCCACUGACCAAGCUGGACACCAGAGCAGCUAAAAUGGUCCGCGAGAUCAGCCUAGCGUUGAUCUUUGAUGUUGAAAGCAUCUUGGAGGAACUCGACGAAAUCCAGAUGCAAAGUAACGAUCUAGCCAAGGAUCCCAUUUGUGACACCUUCCCUGAGAUCAAGAGGAAGAUCCAGCAGUUUAAGAAUCUGUUAAAGCAACACAGGCAGACUUUCCAGAAAGACCUGGCCAGAGUGUUGCCUUCCAUCCGGGGUGGAGGGCAGGAGGAAGGGACCCUGGUGGAUAUCUUGACCUCUGUCAAGCAGUCUCCCUUCAACAGCCAAAGACUCCAUGAAUUUCUGGACACCAAGAAAAGAGAAAUUAACUUUGUCAAAUCUUUUCUGACUAUUUUAAAUAAGAUACAAAUUAUCUCAUCUCAGAACAAGUUGGAAGAAAUAGUUCUCGAUCCUCAGAAUGGAUACGUGGUCUCCUUUGUAUUCACUUCUUUGCAGGAAGAGGAGCCGUUUCUGUUGAGCUUACGGGACAAGCUUCAGGAGCGAUUCUUGCAAGAAUCAGCUAAGUCCACAAGAUCCACUCCUGCGGUGAAGAAAGACAAGGCCUGGUUUGAGGACCAGGAGAGGACCCACAAUGCUCGCCAAGCGGCCAAAUCCAUGAAAGACUUUUUCACUGUCAACCAAUCGAAUGAGAAGGUCCGCUUUCUCGUGGCCUCACUCCCAGAUGUGGAGACCCCAGGAGCUUCCAUUUACCUUUAUGAAGAUGGAAACCUGGUCAGCAAGAACUUUGAGUUGCCCUCAAAACCUGUCCCUUUGCAGAUUACUGAACUGAGACACAACAGCAUUCAACUGAAGUUUCAGCCAGCUGAAUAUGGGAGGGCUGCCAUCUCCAGCUAUCUGGUAGAGUACAAGAUUUCAGGGAAAGAAAACUGGAAGACCGUGAGGACAGAAGACGCCAGGGAUAUGUUCCUGCUGAAAGAUCUGCCUCCAAACACAGAGUACCAGUUCCAGUAUGCUGCUUGUUGCAAGCCGGGUCUUAGUAAAUCCAGUGACCUGAGCCCACCCAUAAAGACCUUUCCCACCAGCCCGCCUGAGAAAUUAAGAACGGUCACUGCAGCAUCUUCUGUCAUCUCUGUGGCCUGGAGGAAUCCCAGCAUCGUUGCCUCAGGAGUUGUGGUCAAGGAGUACAAAGUGGAGUACAGAAUGGUAGAGGCUGGAGUUGGGAAGGACCAGUGGACUGGAAAAAGGACUGGGAGAAAAACAGAGUUUUACCCCAUCGAAGGUCUGAAGCCCCAGACGGCAUAUAGAAUACGGGUGUCAGCCGUGUGUGACAAUAGAGCUCUGGGUGUCCCCGGUGAGGAGGUGGAAGUCUCCACAUCACUGGAGGAAGAAGAUGCAGGCAACGUCGCCCGCCAGUUCUUUCAGGGAAGCUCCCCGGUGGAGGACACACAUCCGUUAGUGUUCGCUCUUCCUCUGAAGAAAGUCCUCUCAGAUGCCUCCAGCUCCUGUCUCAUAUACCAGCUUGGAAAGGAGAACCCAAACGUGCCGAACAAAGUGAUCCUGAUGAUGGGAGCAACAUGGUCUGGGAAAACCACACUGAUCAACGGGAUGAUCAAUUAUAUCCUGGGUGUCCAGUGGGGAGAUAAUUUCAGAUUCAAACUGAUUCACGAAACCACCCCAAGAAGCGAAGCUGGAAGCAGGACAUCUGAGGUCACUGUCUAUGUGGUGCACCAUCAGGAGGGUUUCCGGAUUCCCUAUUCCCUCACAAUCAUUGACACUCCAGGAUUUGGAGGCAGAAGAGAUGCAGAGCAAGACAAACUGGUUGAGAAGCAGCUCCAAGAAUUUUUCUCCGCCCCAGGGGGCAUUGACCACGUUGAUGCCAUUUGCUUGGUGGCCCAGGCCUUCCUUGCCCAUUCAGUUCAUGCCCAGAAAUGCGUCUUUGAUUCCAUGCUCUCCUUGUUGGGAAAAGACGUGAAGGAUAACGUCCAGCUCCUGAUCACCUUUGCUGAUGGGGGAACCCCACCUGUCCUGGAGGCCCUCAAGGAGGCUGAGGUGCCUUGUGAUCGGGACAAGUCGGGAACCCCUCUCCACUUCAGAUUCAACCAUUCAACCCUUUUUAGUCAUGGAGAAAGUGGAGGAAGCCUCGUGCUGUUGCUGAAAUAUACUGGAAAAUGAGCGCCGAGAGCAUGAAGAAUUUCUUUGACUCGCUAAUGUUGCUUCAAGCCAAAAGGUUAACCUUGACUAUGGAAGUCCUCAAGAAACGUCAGGAGCUGGAAGCUGCUCUUAGAAGACCUCCCCCUCCCAAGAUUGA
Crotalus tigris (Tiger rattlesnake) is the source of this 3340-nucleotide messenger RNA. RefSeq lists its product as uncharacterized. Gene Ontology annotation, molecular function: protein binding. Lineage: Eukaryota; Metazoa; Chordata; Lepidosauria; Squamata; Viperidae. The annotation marks the transcript as partial. The transcript is spliced from 3 exons. The record is from RefSeq and is a predicted model, not a curated record.